This is a messenger RNA of Pseudovirgaria hyperparasitica, 1965 nucleotides long. RefSeq names its product Di-copper centre-containing protein. The record is from RefSeq and is a predicted model, not a curated record. Gene Ontology annotation, molecular function: oxidoreductase activity. Lineage: Eukaryota; Fungi; Ascomycota; Dothideomycetes; Acrospermales; Acrospermaceae. The transcript is spliced from 2 exons. The coding region runs from base 1 to 1965 and encodes 654 amino acids.
AUGACUCGAAUUCAGCCGCUCCGAGUGCGGAGAGACAUCCGGAAGCUCGAGGCAGAUUGGAGACGUGGCGUAGAGGAACCAUCUUUAGAAGGGGCUGCAGAUUUGAAGAAACCUCUGGAGGAUCUCAUACGCGCGUUCAAAGGGAUUCAAGAGCUUCCGCCAAACCAUCCGAGGUCGUAUUUCCGCAUCACAAGUUAUCAUGGGGAGCCAUUUCGUGGAGCUGGACGGAGUGACGCGCGAUACUGGGGUGGUUACUGCAACCAUGGAAACGUUUUGUUUCCUGUCUGGCAUCGAGCCUAUCUCCUUGAGCUUGAAAAUGCGCUCCGAUCGAUCGAGGGCUGCGAACAAGUCACAUUGCCGUACUGGAAUGAAGUCGACGAAGUGACCGAGAAGAACGGCCUUCCCGGCGUGUUUCUGAUGCGCAAAUUCCCACUAGACGGCACCGAGAUCCAUAAUCCAUUGUUCUCUUACAAAUUCCAGGCUCGUAUUCGUAACAAUAUACAAACGAAGCCUGGUCAUAGCUAUGACAAGGAUGAGGGAUACGAGACCGUACGAUAUCCUUUCUCCGGGCUGGUGGGAGAAAGAGAUAGGGCAGCGACUACGGAGCACAACUCUAGGAUGAGGGCUAGAGGCGAAGAGUCUACGAAUCGCGCGUUGAACGAGAACGUGGUCAACUGGCUGGGUGGGUCAGUAAGAAAUUGGGUUGACGAGAAUGUAUAUACGGGAGUUCGCCUCAAGUUCGAGAGAUGUCUUGAGGCGCCAAACUAUACGGUGUUCUCGAACACAACCUCCUCGAGUAAAUGGAACGAGGAUCAUUUCGACACCUCCAAGUCAAGUACGCAAAGGACCUUCGACGGAAGCGAGACCACAAUCGCCGUCUCACUUGAAGACCCUCAUAAUGGAAUUCAUCUUGCCAUUGGAGGAUUCGAGUUUUUGGGAAAGCGAAAUGUAAAUGCCAUUGCGGGCGCCAACGGCGACAUGGGCGAAAAUAACACUGCAUCGUUUGAUCCUAUUUUCUUCUUCCAUCACUCAUUUAUCGAUUUACUCUUCUGGCAAUGGCAAAAACGCCACGAUCGACUCGAUUUUCUCGAUAUCAUCGAUGGCUACGCCGGAACUACGUCUAAUGAUGAGCAAGGGCCCACGGCUGGGACACCAGAUAAUGCAUGGCUGAAUAUGAAAUUUCCCCUGCAACCUUUCAAGGCCUGGAAGUAUGCCCCUUGUCAGGGUGACAUACCUGAACAUAUGCAGCAUCGUGACGUGAUGGCGAGUGUAGAGCGUCCCUUACAGGAGGUUGAAGGAGUGUUAGCUCCAUCAACAUGGAAUAUAAGUACAGGGUUGCCUCCGCCGAUUCCGUACGAAUGGCCCAUCCGUACAUGGCCACCACACAGCUGGCCUCCUUCUGAAUGGCCUCCCUCUAAUUGGCCCCACGAAGUAUCUGUCACAGGGGAAGAUAUGGUGAACAUCAUCAAACUCGGUUACACCUAUGAGGAACCACCCAUAAGCUCGGCAUUCAAAUCAGCAGCUCAAGAGAAUCAAAAUCCAGCAGUGAAUCAGCCAACACCUGUACUAAAAGUCCCUGAUGUUAGCCGCGCAGGUAUCGCGGGUUCUUUUAUGAUCUCCACAUGGGCUCAUGGCAAGCUUUUAGAUCUUACUCCUGUACUCAGCCGAUGGAACGUGCGCGGAUGUGCAAAUUGUUUGACGCAUUUGACUGUGCGGACGUUCGUGCCACUCCAUGGUUGGACCAUAGAAGAUGCGAGGAAGACCACCUUCACCUAUCGCAUCCAUUUGAGAGAGGUGCACAACAAGGAUAGGAGUCAACGACGAGAUACUACGAGGAACUCAAACUUUGAGGGCAAGAUAGGCUUUAUCGUCAAUAAGCAUCAUGAGAAGCUUGUGCAGUCAUCCAACGCGACAGGACGUUUGCCACACACCGGUCAGAGAGCUUUAAUUCGUGCAAUGUUCUGA